AAAACGUUCGCAAAAAACUUGGAUUUUCUCGUUUCGUUUCUCGCUGGCGAAUCGCGUGCGCGUUUUUUCCGUUGUCGCGUGCGCGCGUUUCCAGGGCGUUUUGUGUGCGAUUUUCGUCGCUAUCGCGCUGGGGCCAGUGGCCAAUGAACUGCGCGGUUUUCUAUAUCGAAAUGGAAAUGCUUUUUUCGUUUGCGGGUGGCGAAUGAAAACGAAAAUCCCCGCCUGCAGCUGGCACUCAAACUUAAUCUGUUAUUGUGCGGCUACCUACAGAAAAAUAGUGCUCGUAAAAAGUCUGGCCAACAGUAAAAAGCCAUUCAGUGCGGCCAUAAAACCAAAUCAAAACAUAUAUGCCAGUUUGUAGCCACAUAUAUGCCCUAUGCCAAGACAAGACUAGCAUGCAUAUAAAGUAAUAUUAACAAAAGACCAAACUCGUUUCGAUCGGCCACAAAAAAAAAAAAAACAAACGAGAGUAUAAAUAAAUAAAAAAAGGUAAAUUAAAUUAAACUCAUUUUUAAUUACUCGCUGGCCAAAAGAUCACAUAAAGAGCGUGCAAUAAAAUAUUUGUAUCAGUAAAUUAAUUAUAUUGUAUAUAGAAAAACAUGUUGCAAUAAAGCGGUCUUUUAAUGACACACAAAUAACAGAAAAAAAACACAGAGGCUCUAACUUUAAACGACGAGAUUCAGUUUCAGUUCAAUCUUCGCGUCGGGCUGAAAAACAAAAGACUUAGGCAACGAACGCGCUGCCAGUUUGUGGUGUCAUUUGUUUGCGGCAGAUAACGGCGCUUCGGGCGCCUCCGAAUUGCCGAGUAGUGAUAGCAGCCGUAACAAACUAAUUGACAACUCAAAUCCUGCCGGACCGCAAAAAAAAACCGAAAUAAAAGAAAAAAACAAAAAACAAUUGUUAAACAACGUUUCGCCUGCCACUCGGACUGUCGGUUUGUCAGUUUGUCGGUCUGUGGACCUGGUCGGCAGCCGCACUUCAAUCAAAUCGCUGCGCUGCCCCAAACGACGACAAUUGCCAAGUGUGCCGCUUAAUGUCUUCAAAUGCAUUUCACCAACAACACAACGGCCUGGCUGCUGCUGCCGCACAACAACGAAAAAAGAAGCUGAAAUAAAUUUACAUAAAUAUUUCACUUGCCAGUUUUUGCUGCCAACCACAUCCGCGUUUCAUAGAUAUAUAGAUUGAGCCUGGCCAACAGAUAUCCGAGUGUGUGAGUGUGCUGGUAUCGCGUGUGUGUUUUCGUUGCCUUACUUCUGCGCUCAGCGGUCCCAAGGAGAUUCUGGGGGAGAUUCCGAAUCCAAUCCCGAGCACAGAUCCGUCAAAAGCGUAUUUGCCCUGCCGCAGUUGCACACACAGAGAUCGCAAACCACUGGCAUUUCCUGCGCUAACACAUUCUUCCUGCUCCGCCGGGGCAGCCAGCCAAACUUAUCCAUAACUGAAACUUAACCAGUACCUGGUUUUUUAAGGCGCUACUCUGGCGCUUCAAGCUCAGCAAAUGAUCGGCACCGAGGAUAUGUCCGCAGCGGCUGGCAUGGACAUCAGCGAGUCCUUUCGUGCCGAGGAUCUCUCGAAGGCGGACUUCUUCGACUUUGUAACCGGUCCCGAUAUGGGCAUUGGCAUCGGGGUGGGUGUGGGCGUGGAGGCCCUGGGCGUCAGUCUGCAUCAGCAGCAGCAGCACCACCAGAACCACCAACAGUCGCCCCACAGUCACAACAACAACCACAUCCAGGUGGUUCACCAGCCCAUUACAUCGCAGUCCCAGCAGCAGAGCCUCUGCGGUGGUGCGAGAACCAACAGUAGCAUGAUCCACGACGGCGGGGGCGGUGGUGCAGGCGGCGGCGGUGGUGUCGUGGUGCCCGUUGGCAACCGUAAUGGAACCACCAACGGCGGCGAUCCCACGUUACAGGGCUACGAGUUUUGGCACCAGGACAAGGACAGCAGUCGCCUGGACUCCAGCUCGAUCUUUGAGGACCUCGAUCGCUACUGCUGGCAACAGCAGCCGGUCACCGCCAGCGCCAGUAAUGGUGGAUCCGCCAGCACCAACCAGCCCAGUCCCACAUCGCCGCAGGGCCACCUCCAGCAACAGCAGCAGCAGCAGCAGCAACACCAGCAACACCAGCAGCAGCAGCAACAUCAGCAGUUGCAGCAGCAGCAACAGCAACCCAAUGCGAGCAGCUCCUCGGCGGCCUCCAGUGGAGCGGGCAGCAGCAGCGAUACGAUUAGCAGCCUGGACACCACCGAUGGCCAGAUCUACACCCUGACAGUAUUAAACGGAGGAGAGCCCUGGCUGAAGCGCUCGGAGGCGGAGCAGUUGCCCACCUCGCUGGAUCUGGACAGUUUGCUGGGCAGUUUUCCGGGCUACAUCAAGUCGGAGUAUCCCUACGACGACAGUGGUUUCAGUACGGAUGGCAAGGAUGUGAUUGGCAAUGGUACGGAUGGUCUCAGCAGUAUUUCCCAGGCCCAAAAUCAGCAGGGUCAGCAGACGCAACAGACGCUGCCCUCGCUGGUCACGGCCAUUUCCCUGGCGGGUGGCAAUGAUUUGGGCCAACAGUUGGCCCAAUUUCAGAAUAACAACAACGACUGGCAUAUGGCGGAUCAUAAUACGGAAACGGAGCAGAGUACGGCGGAAUCGCUGCUGCGAAGUGCGCUGCAGGGCAAAGGCUAUGCCAAGGGAUUGCAUAUGCAGAAUGGCCUGACCAUGCCGGUGGUCAAGGAUGAGGAUAUGCGAAGAUUGCUCUUUGCGGACGAGGCAGCAGCCUUGGGUUUUGCCGACUCCACCUUGAGUGCCGCCCAGAUGUUUGACGAGGCCCAGGGCAUCCAUCUCAGUUCCCAGCAGCAGCAACAGCAGCAGCAGCAACAUAAUGGCAAUGCCAAUAUCCUGGUGGACGACAUGUUCCUGUCGCUGGAGAAUGCCUUCAGCGAUGAUUUCGAGAAGAUCAAGAGGAUAGCCAACGAAGUGCAGCAGUUUUGCAGUGCCGGCUCGGCUGGUACACCCACACCCGGGGAUUAUGGUCCACCCAGUGAUGUCCUGAUGCAAAUCUCACCAAGUACGGCUGUCACAACCGCGGGUCAACUGCAACCACCGCAACCACUGAAACCGGAGGUCAGUACCUCCACUUCUCCAGCCUCAGCGGUGGUGGUCUCCGCCGCCAGCAGCCAUGUGAGAUCCGGAGCAGGAGGUGGAGUCACCAAGCCCAAGAAGGCCUACAAGCGCAGCAGUAGCAAUAACAACAAUCCCAAUGUGGCCAAUAACAACCAGAGUAGUGGAACUAAUCCCUUGAUAGGAGGAAGUGGUAGUGGCUCCUCGUCCAGCGGAAGUGCCAGUAGCAGCAGCAAUAGUCCGCCGGCCAAUUCCGGUGGCAGUUCGUCCUCCUCGUCGGGCAGUGCACAAAGGAAGGAGCGAUCCCUGCACUACUGCUCCAUCUGCUCGAAGGGAUUUAAGGACAAGUACUCCGUGAAUGUCCAUAUAAGAACUCAUACGGGGGAGAAGCCUUUCGCCUGUUCGCUUUGUGGCAAGAGUUUCCGGCAGAAAGCCCAUCUGGCCAAGCACUACCAGACGCACAUGACCCAGAAGAACAAUGGGAACCUCAUAAAAGGGGGCUCCGGAAAGCACCCACGAUCCAGUGGCUCCACGGGAGGAUCGGCCAGUGCCUCACUUAACCAGAGACAGCCGCAAAUCACCGGUGGUGGAGUGGUGCCUUCAUCGCUGCCCGUGAUGAUCAGCAAUCCCAAUACGCCACCUGGAGGAGUACUGCCACCUGCCAAUGGACUGCUCACCAAUCGGUAGUGACCACCACACUGGCAGCGGGGAUUCCCCCCGACUUAACUAUUUCUUGUUCCUUACUCACAAAAAAAAUACAAAAUACCACAACACAAAAAAUGAACAAAUGUAGAGAAACUAUUACUACUACUCGAAAUACCUAAAUACUCGUACACCCAACUCGAAUUUACGUCAUUGAUGAAUUCCUAUUUCAGCUUUCUGUGCAAUUCCUAUAUGCCCAAACACAUACACAGACAGACAAACACUCGAAGCACUUCCAAAUACAAUACUCAACUUAAUGUACAUUUACACAAACAAAUUAAAUUUAAAUGUGCCAAAUUUUGAAGAUUUUAAUUACUAAAGUUAAAUACCUACUACUAAAAUAUAUGAAUAUGUAUGCUAGGCGUGUAGAAAUAGAAGUGUAACGAUGCUAAUGAAGCAAUUCCACGAGUGGUGAUAUCAAAAAGAGGCCAAACGCUUCCUUGCUAAAAGAGAGAAUUUUGUUUUAAAGUCCCCAAAACUAGAAUAAAUAUGUUCUUUAUUCCGAGUCUCCUAAUCACCCGCAGUUCUUCAGAAUGUUUCCUGUAAAUUAAAAAGUAUUCGUUUUCUUAGUUGCUCUGCCCAAAUUAGCAUAAAUUUGUUUGCUAGUGUUAAUGUAUAUAAUAUAUGUUUGCCUAAAUAAAAUUAGUUUUGUUUUUAAUUAUAAACAAAAGCAGAGGGAAUGCCAAAUAUUUGAGGGAGGAACACUGACGCGAGGCGCUAAAAAUUCGAAACGCAUCCUCCAGAUACGGAGCUUAUCCUACACUAAAUUCCCGCUCCUUUCUCCUUCAAGGAUCUCUUUGAUCUCUUGGGCCGAGUGUUAGCCAACUUCGAAGGCAUUCAAAAUGAAAAGGGGGGAGCAUAAGCAUUACUUUACCAUCUAUAAGUACGUUUACACACCAUAUGUUCAGCAAACUCAACUUGCACUUGCCAUUAUUUUUGUAUUUGAUAAACACAAGGCGAAUUCCCUAUAAUUAAAGAUUAAACACCACACACCACAUUCCCCCCAACUAGUGUAUUGCAUAGGCUAAGCUAACUGAUAAAUCAGCCGUAGUUAGUGGUUAAUUAAACUGCCAAUUAUUUUGUGAUAGUUUUUAAUGGACAAUAGUUUAGAUUACGCAAAAAAUAUCUUCAAUGGUGUUUGGGUUAUGUAACGUUUUAACGAUUUGUUAUAAACUGUGUACACUUUGCAAUACGAGUAUUUUCUGCUAAUUUAUUGAACUUCAUAGUUUAUGUACAUAGAGAACGAACCUUGUUUAUAUCCAAGCCUAGGCUAAGCCACACAUUGAAAUCUUAGUUAAAUCUUUGUUAGUUAUUAUUUAUGCACACACAAACAACACACACACAAAAAAGAAGCCACACACACACACACACAAGAAACACACAUCCAUCUGCAGUUAAGUUUUGCAUUAAUUUUUUUAGUAUUGCAAGCAUUAAAAAUAAAGAAA
Molecule: messenger RNA, 5247 nt
Organism: Drosophila subpulchrella
Lineage: Eukaryota; Metazoa; Arthropoda; Insecta; Diptera; Drosophilidae
Product: zinc finger protein 853
Exons: 4
Coding region: 1496-3787 (763 amino acids)
Biological process (GO): regulation of transcription by RNA polymerase II
Cellular component (GO): nucleus
Molecular function (GO): sequence-specific DNA binding; DNA-binding transcription factor activity, RNA polymerase II-specific
Source: RefSeq, a predicted model, not a curated record